Gymnodraco acuticeps is the source of this 4955-nucleotide messenger RNA. Its product is annotated as protein FAM131A-like. Lineage: Eukaryota; Metazoa; Chordata; Actinopteri; Perciformes; Bathydraconidae. The record is from RefSeq and is a predicted model, not a curated record.
GUGAGUCGUUAUUUUCGGAGCGAGAAUUUGUUCUUUUUGCGUGGCGACUAUGAGUUUUACGACUUGUUCAUUUCACAUGAUCUUCACGUGGCUCUCUUCCUCCCGACAGUGGCCGCUGACGGUACUUUGCGCGUGGACUGGAGCGCGGCGAGCUCCCUGUCCGACCUCGCACUUUUGGGAAACACGCGGACCAGCUUGGUGCGAAGACUGAUUCUGACAGCACCUCUGGGCGCUCUGGACUUCAGCCAGGUGAAUGUUGACGACACCAUUGAAAUGUUACCAAAAUCAAGAAGAGCUCUGACCAUUCAAGAGAUCGCUGCGUUAGCGCGGUCCUCCCUGCAUGGUAUCUCCCAGGUAAUGAAGGAUCAUGUGACAAAGCCUACAGCCAUGGCUCAGGGCCGAGUCGCCCACCUGAUCGAGUGGAAAGGGUGGUCUAGACCCAUCGACACCCCCGCUCCAGCGUCAGAUCUAAACAGAUCCUACUCUGCCCUCACAGAGGGAGAGCAGGAGGCACGCUUUGCAGCCGGUGUGGCAGAGCAGUUUGCCAUAGCAGAGGCGAAGCUGAGAGCCUGGUCCUCUGUGGACGGAGACGAGUCCAACGACGACUCGUACGACGAGGACUUCUUGCCUAACAACGAGCCCAGCACACAGAGCACAGACCUGUCCUCGUAUCCUCCCUACCUGAAGGACCUGAUCCACAACCAGCUUUGCCAGCACCUGAGUCUGAGAGGAGGAGGAGGAGGAGGAGGAGGGGAGGAGGAGGAGGAGGAGGAGGAGGAGGAUGGAGGAGGAGGAGGAGGAGGAGGAGGAGGAGGAGGAGACCCCUCCCCCACCGCUGGCUCCCCAGACACCCUGUGCUCCAGCAUUCUGCAGUUCUGGCACGACCAUCUUCCUCUUCUGAGAGACCUGAAUGGCGGCCAUCGAGGAAUACUACAGCAGCGCCGCCGAGCUCGCCGCCCACAAAUCCUGUCCGCGCUGCAGGGGGGGGAGGAGCUUCUGCUGGCACGCCUCCAGAGAGCAGGAAAUGGAGGAGGAGGAGGAGAGAGGAGGAAUAGGCCAUGUGGAGGUCAGGGUUCUCCGUGUUACUCCAUGUCUACUCCGAGACGUACCUUCCACCGGGGAGGACGACGACGACGGACCACCACCUGCAAGGACUAUGAAAACACCGGGUGCCAGGUGGAGGGGGAGGGAAAUGGAGGAGAGGAAGAGGAGGUAUUCCCCCCAGAAUAUGUGCCGCGCAGGAGGGUCUCUGACGUGGCGUCCUCCGGGGGUGGUGGUCUCUGGACGAGGGAGGAGGAGUUGGAGGAGGAAGAGGAGAGAGCAGGAGACGAGCAGUGCACUCCUUUCUCCCCCUCUUCAGAAGAAUGUGUUGUUUUGUUGCCCCCCUUCUCCAUCACAGUCUAGUUGCCAGCAGUGUUGAUCAACCCCAAAGGGUUAUGAUGGAAAUGUAGAGUGCGGGUCCCCAGCACGUAGAACCUGCCGGAUGUUAACUUGCAUUGUUGAGCGAUUUACACGAUUAGCAUGAGUUGCAAGUUGAUGCAAUAAUAAGCGUUUUGCACCACAUUAGUUUUCAAAUAGUUUUUUUUUUGACGAUUUUGGACAAUUUAGUUGUGGUUUUGGGAGUUAUUGAGGAUGUUUGAAUCCAUUUCUGGCAUUUUCAGGAUAACAAAUGGCAGUCUGAAACCAGAAAGAGGCCAUAUCUGUUCUCCAGAUGGGUCGAUUUUUAAAGCUUUAGGGAAUUCAAAACUGCCAUUAAAGAUCUUAAAAAUGUCACAAUAGAUGUUUAGCUAUUUUCUGCUUAUUAAUGCUACUUAACGCAACUUAUAAAAUGUCCAACAUAUGUUAGCAUCCGGCACUUUCUCUGUGCUUUAGGGCUGCAACAAACGACUCAUUUGAUAAUCGAUUAAUGAAACGAUUAAUCGACUAUUCGGACUAUUACUGUAUGCCUUGCACAAUUUCUCAAACGCUCUUAUUUAGCCAUCAACUUUUAGAUGUAGCUUGAGGUUGUUUUAGGCAUGUGGAAACUAACAAUGAAGACAAUAAAGAUGAAUACUUGAUUCAAAAUACAUGACAUAUAUUUUUUAAAUGUCUCCAGUACCGAUAAAAAGACCAAUAACGUUGGAGCUUAACGGCGCGUAAAACACAGGGUUAUGACGUCACCAACGAAUCGACGACUGAAUUAGUAACUAAUUUGGUCAUCGAUUUUAAUAGUCGAUCAGUUUGUUGCACCCCUACUGUGCUUCAAACCCGUACUAAACAUUUCUAAACCUAACACUUUGGGUUACUCAACAUUUCCAGGAUCACAAAAGGACUCUAUGUGACCUAGGCAACUAGACUAUUUCGGCAUCUGAAACGUUUGAAGCGCCUCGCAUGCUGUCCCCCCCCUUUUCCUCUGACUGAAGCAUCCGUCUUUGCCUUACUUGCAGCAUUUCAAACUCCUCCUCCUCCUCCCCGCCCUCGCUUUGUCCCCAUUCGAUUGUACCGACUCCUAUUUUCUUUAAAGGCGUCCAAACAAUCUUUUUUUAUCAGUGUGAGAACAGGAGUGCUGGACUUCAGAAAGACUCCGUCCCUUCCUGUGAAGCGACUCUUUAAAGAAACGGACGCCGCCACAGGCCGACAGAACGACAGAGUCCCAAAACUCUGACUUAUAUUUGCAUGUGUUUUGCAAGUGCUAAAACCGAUGGGGCUGACCUGGUCUUGAGCCCGGUUUGCAGUCCUCAGCUGUUCUGUACCCCCCCCCUCCCCCUCCCCUUUCUCCCCAGUAUCCCUCUGGAGGGGAGCGUUGAACCUGCAUCCCGGGAUUUCCUCCCUCUCCUCCCCUCCCCCCUUUUCUCCUUUGCAAGAGACAAAAUAGCAUCCUUUCGGGCAUGGCUUGCUAAGUAUGCCAAACUAUUUAACCCUGUCACUACCAAUUAUGAGCAAAUGCUGGAAUGUCUACAAAGUGACAGGGCAUAGUAUGUAUUUUAAAAUAACAAAAGUUUAAAAAGAAAAGAUUUGUCACAAAUGAUAUAACAGAAAUGAUAUGCUUUUAUUGUACUAGUUUUCUAUCACUCUGACAUGUUGUUGUUCACGUUAUUCCAGACAUCAUUACGAUGGACUUCUGCCGACUAUAGCUUCUGGAUAUCUUUGGGGGUUUCCGUGGAUUCCUUAAAUGGGAUAGUUUGGUUGUCUUGAAACAAACCCUGACAGAUUGAUCCUGAAGUGUAAGGGAUGUUUGGCAGGAAGUGGCCGCAGUGGAAGAGACAGGAAGUCGUCUCUCUGCAGAGAUGCAUCGGAGAUUUUUCUAUAUUUUUGUAUGCGUUGUCUUGCUUUGAUCUCUUUGCCUACGCGGCGUGCCAGUGUAUGUGGUUUUUUGCACGAAGCUAAUGUGGCCGUAGAUUAUUCUCCUUUUCUUCGUUAUCACUGUGUGAUAUAGUUUACUGGGAAAAAAAAUAACAAAUGUGAAUUUAAUUUUUUAUUUCAAAAGAGGAUACUGUGAUUUUGUUAUUGCAUUCUGUCAUGGUCCUCCUGACGAGUGUUCUGGUUGUCUUUUCCUCUCACACCCUGGAAGCUUUGCCUUUGAUUCUAUACUUUCCUUUCUUUUUCAUGAUAUUUGCAAAAUGGCACGACAUUGAUUUGUGACAUAUUCAUCUCCGGAGAUAUGAGGAGCGACGUCGAGGGAAAUGUCAUUCAUACAACUCAGGAAAUCCCAUUUGGACCAGAGCAUCGAUGCAUCCCGCCCGCACAUAUAACACCAAUCAUCUGUCAUUCUCUGUGUGUGUGUGUGUGUGUGUGUGUGUGUGUGUGUGUGUGUGUGUGUGUGUGUGUGUGUGUGUUGUGUGUGUGUGUGUGCAUUUUUUGUAGAAAAAGCAUGGUAUUUUCUACAAAUAAUUAAAGCACAGAUUCAUUCCCCGAAUCCUUCUUUCUUGUUGAUCGACUGUUUAAAAGAAAAAGCCUCGACAUGCGACAAAAAUGUUUGACGUUUUGUUCAAAUGUGUGUGUGUGUGUGUGUGUGUAUUGUAAGAUGUCAGCGAGCUACUUGAGCUUGCAUAUCAAUUCAUAAACCCCUCCAAUGCAGCGAUCCCCUUUAAAACGUUGUUGGAAGGAUCUAACUAAUGUUGGCGGUUUUAAAAAGCAGCGAAUCUGGAGGACAUUGAGGAGGUUUUGGAAAAAGACAGCGACAACUCAGGGGGAAGCCAUAGCUGUGCCUUUCACUCAUUCGUCACCUUUGACCUCCCAAGUUGUCCAUCAUCACAUCCUCCACGCUGGCAGUCACUUCUUUCCUCCCUUUUUCAAAUUCUGUUUUUCGAGGCGCUAACUCUCCGCUGGGUGUGUUUUCCCCUCUCGCUAUAGCUGGAGGUUACAGCGGACCAUAUUUGCGUCACUGUCCUUUCGCUUGACAUUAAAAAGCCGAGCGAUGCUGCUUUGUCCUGGCGUUGUGAUGAGAGCGUGCCAUUGUUCGACCCCCACAUCCCCCUCCGUUUGCUCUGUCCACCACAGUGCAUUCGCUCUCUCUAAAUGUCCUCCAUUCUGUCCUCGAGCAGUGCGUGUGUGUGUGUGUGUGUGGCCUAGCAUUACUAUACUUGUGGGGACCUAAAUCUGUUUACACAGUCACGUGUGGGGACUCGCCUCCCUUAUGGGGACAAAUUGGAGGUCCCCAUAAGGGGAAUCAUUAAUUUUAGGGUGAAGACUUGGUUAGGGUUAGGGUUAGGGUUAGGCAUGUGUUGGUUAUGGUUACGGUUAGCAUAAGUCUCCAGGAAAUGCAUGUAAGUCAAUGUAAUGUCCCCUGAAGUGAUGUAUACAUGGUAUGUGUGUGUGUGUGUUGAGCUAUGUGUGUGUGGGAGAGAGGACGGGCACCUUGGUGUGUGUUCAUUCACACAGCUGUCUCUCACAUUGACAUAUGUGCUUCUUUGUUGAUUAUUGUUCUGAGUUGCACCAAAAUGACAUUGAAAUAUGAAACCAGCAGCAGCCUGGAA